This is a messenger RNA of Terrapene triunguis (Three-toed box turtle), 4115 nucleotides long. RefSeq names its product pleckstrin homology domain containing J1 (gene PLEKHJ1). Gene Ontology annotation, cellular component: recycling endosome; early endosome; trans-Golgi network. The record is from RefSeq and is a predicted model, not a curated record. Gene Ontology annotation, biological process: receptor recycling; retrograde transport, endosome to Golgi; endosome organization. The transcript is spliced from 5 exons. Lineage: Eukaryota; Metazoa; Chordata; Testudines; Emydidae. The coding region runs from base 1 to 327 and encodes 108 amino acids.
AUGUUCAAACUCCAGAUUCCAGAGCAGCCUUUGAAUAAGCCAAUUGGAGCUUUGCUGUUGGAACAUUGUAAAAUCACCAAAGAAGAGGAGAAUGUCUUUUCAAUCAGUUUCAUUGAGGAGCCGGACAGGAAAUACUCCUUUGAAUGUGACACCGAGGAGCAAUGCCAGGAGUGGAUUGAGGCUCUCCGAAGAGCCAGCUACGAGUUCAUGAGAAGAAGUUUGAUUUUCUAUCGGAAUGAGAUUCAGAAGAUGACAGGGAAGGACCCCCUGGAGCAGUACGGAAUCUCCGAGGAAGCCCGAUUCCAGUUGGGAACACGCAAGCUCUAACCUGGCAGCCUCCGCUCCCACCCACCCCCAGUGGGGCUUAACUGGCACUCAGCCACCUCUUUGUGGGGUGAAAACACCAACCCCCUGCCGGGGGGAGCGCCUGGGACCAAGUGACUUAUUUAUAGGCCAGAUCAUUUGUACGUUUGUUUUUUUUUUAAUGGAUUCAUUGCACACUCCCCUUCCUGUUUGUCUUCAGCCCCUCGGAGCUCCCAUCUCCCUGCUGGGUUGUAGAAGCAGCAAGUCUUAACUGGCCACUGCUGUGUCAGCUUUAACUUGAUCGACCAUAAAACUGCUAGGCUGAGGGACGUAGGGGCUGCCCCGUCCUUAAAUGCCUGCUCCGAGGGCUGCUGAAAGCCCUCAUCAGGAGUCCCGGGGGCCUGGGGAUUUCAGCUAUGAUGCGGAUGUGGAAACAGGGCUGGUCUUCCCCCCGGGGGAGCGGCCCAGUGGUCUUCCAGCAUGUGGUGCUAUUAUAAGGCAGGGAUGAUCUGGUGUAGAGGGUCAGUGUCUGUUUUAUGCCAAAAACAUGCCCGUAGUGGCAGCAUUUCUGCUGGGAAUGGCUUCAAGGCUUUGGCCAUCCAGCUCUGUAGGCAGCCUGCCGCACCCCCUGGUGGCUGGAGUUUGUCACCUGGGUGCUCUGAGCCAACUGGUGGCUCAUGCUCUGCUGGCGUUUGGAAAACUGGCUAAUCUCAAAGGGAGGACGAGGGUCUGUCUUUAAGGGGGUGUUUUUUGGCUGAUCGCCCGCUUCCUUUGCUCACAGCGGUGGGGUCCUUGGCCUUGAAAUGCCAGACUCGCCCUCACUUUAACUCGGUCGGGCCCACUCCAGCUGCUAGAUCUGCACUGCACACGGUUCAGCUCUGGAAGAUAGAUGCAGGGAGCAGCUGUUUCAGGUAGGGGAAGCCCUCCUCUGUUCUGGAUGGCUACCCCCAACUGGAGGGAGGAGGAACUGGCCCUUACUCUAAACAGGGUUAACUUGUGUCACGUUACUGCAUGGUAGCUGUUGCUGCUCCAGCUGACACUGUGGCUGCAGUGGGCAGUGUCUUCAUUUCCUUACAUGUACACACAGCAGCAGCGAUUGCGUUGUGAGGGGCACAGGGCAGCAGCAACUAUACAGGGUUACUGUGGCCUGUCUCAGCUCAACGCUCUCACUAGGGUCUGAUUUUGAACUAAGGCAAAUUAAUCCAGCUACCAGGAGCCACCCUACAGCCUCUUAAAACGCACGUCCAACGUCCUGCACAGGUGUAGGGGUGUGGCUUUCUCACCAGUGCCCAGGAGUGAGCAACGCAAGGGUUUGAAAGACACCUGCAGUGAGGCAGUCUAAACCAAACUCCUCCCCCGGAUCUUGAGAGCACGCUGUGGUCCCUAGUGGCAUUGUUCCCUUGCCUAGGAGUGCUGGGCUGUCAUUGGCUUGCCGGAGCAGGCGGCCUGGGUGGAUGCUGCUGUAGUCCCCUUUACUGGCAGGGUGAGAGGUAGAACCACAUCCUGUCCAUACCGAGCUGGGAGACAGGGUUCCACAGCAUGAAUAGUUGUACAGGACGGCUUCAGGCUUUACUCAAUAUACAAUACGCCACAUUUGUUUCUGCAGCUUCCCUCGUCCUCAGCAGCGUGAGCAGAAAAGACCAAAGCAAUCCAGUGAUUUCUGGAGAGGGCUGGGAGACCUGCCUUAGUUUUCUCUUAAGGUGCUUCUCUCCAAAGCAGCCACAAGGGGAGGCCCUAGCUGCAGGCACCCUUCUCCCCGCUGGCUUUAGUCAUCAAUAACCAGCAGGGACCAGCAUUUUCCCCCUAGCACCUCUGCAGAGAUUUGCUUUUGGAUGGAAACAAAGGGCCACCUUCUUUAACUGCUGUAAGGCUGCCAGCAAUGAAGUUACAGCCUGGCACGAGUUGUGUGGCAGGGCUAUUGCCAAGCCAUGUAGCUGUAGCCCUCUCACCAGCCUUGAACCUACUGGCUGAGCAGCGCAGAGUCUGUCAGCACAAACCAACAUUCAAGUGCACAGGGACUGACCCUGAAGCUACGAGGCAGCUUUCUACUGCAGGAUGCAAUUGCUUCAGGGAUGCAGCAGUGUUACUUAGGAGACUCCCAAGGAGGAAAUAAUUAGGGUUUAGAACAUUAGGAGAGGCUCAUUGUUUUAGUACAAGACAUCAGCUACCUCCAAUAGAGGUGGGAGAUAGGGGCCCUACCCACCUCUUCACCGGGACCACUUGUGUUCAGUAGAGGCUGUUGCUAGUAGCUUCUAGUGUUCAAUAGAGGCUGUUGCUAGUAGCUUCUACAUGCAGCUCUAGGACGCAGCAGACAAGCCCUGUAGAGUGUGGUAAAGAGGAUGUAGUACACUCAUUUAACUGAUCUUUUGUCCUGGCCAUAUGGAAUGCGAUUAGAGCAGCCUGGGUGAUUGGUGGAAGCUGUGACUCGCUAAGGCUGCGCAGUGGUGAAGGCUCUGGAACACCUGGGGAGCACAGCUAUGCCUUCCUGUUCAUUGCCCCGGGAAGCAGCAAUAGGGGAUUAAGCAAGAGCGCUUUAGAGAAUGACCUCAGCUGCCCCUAUACUGCUUUCUCAAGCAGUCCUUUUCUUGGCCUUUGCUGGUGCCCUGAGGUAGAACGGUGCUCCCCUCUGAGGUGAAGGACAAGGUUAGUUCAAAUAUGGCUCUUACUACCUAGCGGCUGCUAAUGUUUCCAAGGUUACUAUGGCAGUUGUCCUUUGUUGCUGCAAUUAAAGUCUUUGCCCACUUUCACCUAAGCGGAUGCAAAGGCUCCAUAUCAGCUGACCUGUGAAAUGGCGUUUAAGAGGCUGCUUUGAACUCUGUUGUAACGGUUACACUCCCAUCCCCGCUGUGUCAGCAGCUAGAUAGCAAGAAUUUUAUUCCCAGGGUCUCAUCUCCGGUAAGUCAGCUACGACAACUCAGCCUAAGCCAGGAGCAGGCUUUUUAUUAACUCCAUAACAUUGGUACAUCACAUUCGGGAAGCUGGAGCUUUUUUUAAGAUAGGAGAAAGCUGAGAAAUGCAGUAGUUUCAUACAGAAUAAGCCAGAUCUAAAUUAUGGAAAGAUUACACCCAAUAUUUCUCUCUCAUGUUCAAAGCCUGUUUGAUUGUUCAGCCAGCUUGCCUUUAGAAUCAGCGUUGCUUAGUACGCUGGCUGACUCAAUUCUGUUUGUUUUACCGGACUGUCUCUUAGCACCUCUCAACUUACUUGAGAAAUCUUUACUAUUUAAAAUCCUAGCAGGUGGCCAUUUGAACAGAGCUCGCGACAGCCAAGAUUUCAGAACUGGAGCAUUGGUCACUAUUGUUGCAGGUUACUUAGAGCAGUCAAACUACUGUAUAAAUAUUCCCUCUUCUGCCUUCCCUGUACAAAAACACUAGCUUUUUCUUGUUACCCUUUCAAAGGGCAGACCUUAAGCUUACGGUUAUCAUUGCACACUGUCUAGAAAUGGGCAUUUUGUUAGGGUUUGGGGGCGGGGUACAUUAGGUGAGCAAGAAACAGCUCCAGCUAUUUGCUUAGAUUAGGAGGUACGUAAAUUUCACUUUCAUUACUUAAUUGAAUGUAUGAAGACAGAUGCUGUGAAUAGUUAUCUGAGCAUGGGUGGUGCCCAGUAACUCACUAGAACUAACUUUACAUUUCAGGAUGAAGGGGGAACAGUUUUAGGAAUCUGUUGUCACUGGUCAUUUAUAUACACGUUUAUUACCUGUUCAGGUUCUUUUUUCAUGUUGGUGGUUAGUUGCUCUAACAGAAGCAUUAUAGACUGAUGCUGUUCAUAGGUUGUACAAUCAAUGUUUUAAAUAAACACCACCUUUAAUUGUUU